ACCUCCUCGCCGCCUCCCUCCCCCUUCCCUUGCUUUCCUCGGGCCGCGCGCCCCCUCCUCCCUCUCCCUCCCCUCCUCCUCCAUCCUUCCCCCACCCGGUUUGUGCGCCCCUCCCGCUGCGACUGGCUGGGAGGCUCGACCGCCCCCGCCCCGAGAGGGAGGCGGGGGCGCUAGCUGCUGUGGCCACCCCAGGCUGCGGAGGGGAACGAGAUCCGAGGCCCCGAGGCGGCCCUGCGUCUGGACCAGGCACGCGGGGGCUGCCUCUGCACCCCCAGCCCAGGGCCGCGGGGCCUGGCCUAGCGGCGGGGCGGUGGAGCCUCCUCGACCCUGGUCGCGGGCACCCUGAGCCUUACUGAUUCUGCAGGGGGGCUCGCCCGCGGCCCCCCAUGAGCGCGCCCGGCUGACCCGCUGGGCGGCCGCGGUGGAGCCAACACGCCGCGGGGGCGGCGGGGCCAUGGCCUCGCUGGACCUGCCAUACCGCUGCCCCCGCUGCGGGGAGCACAAGCGCUUCCGGAGCCUGUCGUCCCUGCGCGCCCACCUAGAGUACAGCCACACCUAUGAGACUCUCUACAUCCUCUCCAAGACCAACAGCAUUUGCGACGGCGCCGCAGCUGCAGCAGCUGCUGCAGCCGCAGCCUCUGGCUUCCCGCUGGCGCCCGAGCCCGCCGCCCUCCUGGCUGUGCCCGGAGCCCGGCGCGAGGUCUUUGAGAGCACGUCCUUUCAGGGCAAGGAGCAGGCCGCUGGGCCGUCGCCUGCAACGCCGCACCUGCUGCACCACCACCACCACCACGCACCCCUCGCCCAUUUCCCCGGCGACUUGGUGCCCGCCAGCCUGCCCUGCGAGGAGCUGGGUGAGCCGGGUCUCGUGCCCACCGCUGCCGCACGCUAUGCGCUGCGUGAGAUAGAGAUCCCGCUGGGAGAGCUGUUCGCCCGCAAGUCCGUGGCAUCCUCUGCGUGCUCGACGCCGCCGCCAGGGCCCGGCCCAGGCCCGGCUUCGGCCUCGCCCGCCUCCCCCUCGCCAGCUGAUGUGGCUUACGAGGAGGGCCUGGCGCGCCUCAAGAUACGCGCGCUGGAGAAGUUGGAGGUGGACCGGCGGCUGGAGAGGCUGAGCGAGGAGGUGGAGCAGAAGAUUGCGGGCCAAGUGGGCCGGCUGCAGGCAGAGCUGGAGCGCAAAGCCGCAGAGCUGGAGACUGCUAGGCAGGAGAGCGCUCGACUGGGGCGCGAGAAGGAGGAGCUGGAGGAGCGAGCGUCUGAGCUCUCGCGGCAGGUGGAUGUGAGCGUGGAGCUGCUGGCCUCUCUCAAGCAGGACCUAGUGCACAAGGAACAGGAGCUGAGCCGCAAGCAGCAGGAGGUGGUACAGAUUGACCAGUUCCUGAAGGAGACAGCAGCGCGGGAGGCUAGUGCCAAGCUGCGCCUGCAGCAGUUCAUCGAGGAACUCCUGGAGCGGGCCGACCGUGCUGAGCGUCAGCUGCAGGUCAUCAGCAGCAGCUGUGGCAGCACACCCAGUGCCAGCCUGGGGCGUGGAGGUGGGGGCAGUGGUGCAGGGCCAGGGGCCCGGGGCCCAGGCAGAAUGCGAGAGCACCACGCGGGCCCGGCCGUGCCUAACACAUACGCGGUAUCACGGCAUGGCUCUUCUCCCAGCACAGGGGCCUCCAGCCGUGUGCCAGCUGCCUCCCAGAGCUCAGGCUGCUAUGAUAGUGACAGCCUGGAGCUGCCCCGGCCAGAGGAGGGGGCACCUGAAGACAGUGGCCCUGGGGGCUUGGGCACACGGGCCCAGGCUACCAAUGGUGGCUCAGAGCGGUCCCAGGCCCCUCGAAGCUCAGGCCUACGGCGCCAGGCCAUCCAGAACUGGCAGCGCAGACCUCGCAGACACAGCACUGAGGGGGAGGAGGGUGAUGUCUCAGACGUGGGCUCCCGAACCACGGAGUCGGAGGCUGAGGGCCCCUCAGAUGUCCCCCGCCCUAGGCCUGCUAUGGCUGGGCAAGUGAGCAGCUGCCGGCUUUCAGCCCGCCCCGAGGGAGGCAGUGGACGAGGCCGUCGAGCGGAGCGGGGUAGCCCCUCACGCUCCAACGAGGUCAUCAGCCCAGAGAUCCUUAAGAUGCGAGCUGCCUUGUUCUGCAUCUUCACCUACCUGGACACACGCACACUGCUGCAUGCUGCCGAGGUCUGCCGGGACUGGCGCUUCGUGGCCCGUCACCCUGCUGUCUGGACAAGGGUGCUGCUAGAGAAUGCGAGAGUGUGUUCCAAGUUUCUGGCGAUGCUGGCUCAGUGGUGCACGCAGGCCCACUCACUGACCCUGCAGAACCUGAAGCCCCGGCAGAGGGGGAAGAAGGAGAGCAAGGAGGAGUACGCCCGGAGCACCCGGGGCUGCCUUGAAGCAGGGCUGGAGUCCCUGCUGAAGGCAGCUGGGGGGAACCUGCUGAUCCUGCGCAUCUCCCACUGUCCCAACAUCCUCACCGACCGUUCACUCUGGCUGGCCAGCUGCUACUGUCGUGCCCUGCAGGCUGUCACCUACAGGAGUGCCACAGACCCAGUGGGCCACGAAGUUAUUUGGGCUCUGGGUGCAGGCUGCAGAGAGAUUGUCUCCCUCCAGGUGGCACCUCUUCACCCCUGCCAGCAGCCCACGCGCUUCAGUAACCGCUGCCUGCAGAUGAUCGGUCGCUGUUGGCCCCACCUCCGGGCUCUGGGGGUUGGGGGCGCCGGCUGUGGGGUGCAGGGCCUGGCAUCACUUGCAAGAAACUGCAUGCGGCUGCAGGUCCUGGAGCUGGACCAUGUGUCAGAGAUCACCCAGGAGGUGGCAGCUGAGGUCUGCCGGGAAGGCCUGAAGGGACUAGAGAUGCUGGUACUCACGGCCACCCCUGUCACUCCUAAGGCCCUACUGCAUUUCAACAGCAUUUGUCGGAACCUCAAGUCCAUUGUGGUCCAAAUUGGAAUUGCUGAUUAUUUCAAGGAGCCCAGCAGCCCUGAGGCUCAGAAGCUAUUUGAGGAUAUGGUGACAAAACUCCAGGCCCUGCGACGAAGGCCUGGCUUCUCUAAGAUCCUGCACAUCAAGGUGGAAGGCGGCUGCUAACCCGGGGGGCAGGGGGUGGCAGGGCACCUGCCAGCCCCACACCAAGGCAUUAUUUGUACCUCCAGAGGGAUCCUGGUUUGGACUAGACCUUUGGAGGCCUAGUGUUAUCCCAGCUUCCAGGGAGGGGUUGAGUAUCCUGUCCUACUGGAACAGCAGAGCAACAGGUCUGACCCAAGGCAGGGGCUUGGACAGAAGCUGCCCUCUGACCCCCACCCUAUCCCCGCUGGAGCAGACUUCUGGCACAGCCAGCGAGGAGCUGUCACCACCAGCACUGGUGUCUUCACUCGGAGGAUCUGCAAUAACUACCAGUGGCUCCUCAGCUGCUCAGGCAGGCCUGUCUUUCCUGAGGCUCCAGCCCCC
Marmota flaviventris (yellow-bellied marmot) is the source of this 3430-nucleotide messenger RNA. RefSeq names its product F-box protein 41 (gene Fbxo41). Gene Ontology annotation, molecular function: protein binding. NCBI's taxonomy places the organism in Eukaryota, Metazoa, Chordata, Mammalia, Rodentia, Sciuridae. The record is from RefSeq and is a predicted model, not a curated record.